ACUUGUACAUUUGGCAGUAAAAACAAUAUAGGAUACAAAAUACGGGGAAAAAAUACGCGAAGAUUUCGCCACGGCCCUUGCGGACCUCUGGCACAAUUCAUCAGUGGCCGGGAUUACCGCCGACUAAGAGAUUUUGGUGGCGAACAGGUGACGUUUAUCACUUUCACCCAUUCUCCGAUGGCCACCAUUUUGUGAGUGUACGAGCAUUUCAAUAUCAGACCUAGCGUUUCCAAUUUUUCCCACCUGUGCGAGUCGUCGUGAGCCGCGAGUAUGGGGACUGUGCUGUCGUUUACCCCGAGGCCCAGGAGGCCCUUGUAUGAGGAUAUAAACCUCAACAACUUCAACUACGAAAUACUCAACAACGCGCGUAAUCAAGCGAAGGAGAAGAACUUUCGCCAUUCCUCCUUCAUCAGCGGAUUAAGCUGGCGACGAUUUAUCGUCGACAAGAAGAAAAAGGAGAAAAAUUUCGUCAAACUUACGAAUAAGAUCCCAGGUAAGAUUGACAACAAUCUCAAUUCUGAUAUCGAAAAUAACAACCGGAAUUUACUGGUGCCCAAGUCUUUCUCGUGCUACAAUCUCAAAGUGGCACCAGACCAUGAGAAAGAUAUCAAGAAUAAUAAUGUGAAACCCAUCGAAAAGCCGGUCACGAGCCCGAAAAAGACUGUUAUACAGGCAUCCACGUCUGAGCUAUUAAGGUGCCUAGGGGAGUUCCUCUAUCGAAAGUGUUAUAAGCUAAAGCACUUCGAGCCUGGUGACGCGGUGAUGUGGCUACGAACCGUCGACCGCUCGCUACUGCUCCAAGGAUGGCAAGACAUCGCCUUCGUUAAUCCGGCAAACGUGGUGUUUGUUUACAUGCUGGUCAGGAAGGUUGUCCACGAUGACAUUGUCUCAGAGCAUGACCUUCAAGCGCACGUGCUCACCUGCGUCUACUUGUCCUACUCCUACAUGGGUAACGAGAUCAGCUAUCCCCUGAAACCGUUCCUGGUCGAGGAAAACCGGGAGAAAUUCUGGGACCGGUGUAUCCGAAUCAUAAACGAACAAAGUGCGAAUAUGUUACGAAUCAACAGUGAUCCCAGUUUCUUUACGGACGUUUUUACAGAACUCAAAGCUUAUUCUUCACCAUGAUGUAGGAGUUUUCGCCUAGCUAAUAGUUUAUAGAAAGAUAAAUCUGGCCAAAGUGUCACUUGUAAAUACAAGAUUAUAAUACGAUGCGCUGUGUGUAAAUUCGUGGAUGCUUCAAGUUUAUAGUAUGUGAUGGUAAAUGUACAUUGGUAAACACCGAAUAAUCAUGAUGGAUAUAACUUGAUCGCGAAACCAGACUGGCGGCCAUUUUGGAUUUGUUAUCGGCCAUCUUGGACCUCUGUUCGAAGAGUGAGCCAGAGAUAUUUGGGUACGUAACAUGCUGACCUGAUAAGUAACGAUGGCGAUCUGUUCGUGACAACAUCAUUUAAACCCACCGACCGGCAGACGAUAGAAAUACUUCACCUCUGGUUAGGAAGGAAUCAAUAAACGAUUGUUGACCAUUUUGAAACUCUCUGCCAGUUGUCGGCAUGACAUUUCAGUGCUAUCAUUAACACUAGCGGGGGAUUCUCUACGGGUGAUAUCGUCACCAAGUGACUUGUGAUACCGUCACCCAACUGCUUCACACUGACAUGUUGGUGAAAUAAAUGAUUAUAUAUAUAUGAUUACGUCACGAUUCUCGAAAGUGUACGCAUGUUGCGUUGGCCGCCAUAUUGGAAUUCCUUCCUUGGGCGUUUCUUCUUCGCUUCUUCGGCACCUGCACAACUUCGAAGGAUCGACAUCAAAAUGGAUAAGGAGAAAAGGAGAAACCCACCAUCACCCAAAUUUAAUGAAAAUGCAAGCGUAACAUGAGAAGUUAGAUCAGUUUGCCAAGAUAUCGCAUCAAUUCUUCAUCAGACCGCUUUGUCAUUUAUGACAUGCCUUCUUAUCGGCACAGAGAGUUCUCCAAUCGUGUAAUAUCGAUCCUAAGCAAUAAUGAACAGGAAAGAUAAUGACAUCUCCAAGUGAGUCAUGCAAGCAACAUCGACCUGUCUGGCAUACCAAGUGCAGACGACAAAAUUGAUCACCUCAUGUACCAAACCUGCCACUAGGGGCGCUGUGUGCUGUUGAGUCACGUGAUUAUGCACAGACGAUUUUGAUCCUUCGAUAAGAUACUGGGAUUUGAUGAUUUUUAAGAUGGCGAUUGAUUAGAAUACCAAUUAGAAACAUGAGGACUCUUUGAGAACCUUACUUCCGAAUGGCAACCUGGUGAAUAUCUGCCCAUCCAUCACACUGCCAGUUACAAGCUUGUUAGUAUCUGCGGCAAAUCGAUAAUGCUCUUGCCGCAUUAAUAACGCAUCCCGGUAACAUCUCCUGGGUGGGAUUAUCUUCUGCUUCACUGAUUGCUACAGUAUGUCGUCUGCUAAGCUUGCUAGAUGGAGUUAAGGGUAACACUGGAGAGGCCUUUUGAUUCAAGACCACCACAACACCACUAGUCGCAGGCGAAAUAGACUGCUAAGGACCUAGGCCUAUUCAAAAAAACAUUUUGGUUAGAAGAACUCGGUCUCGCGGAAACAUUGAACGAUAUUGCAAUUUUCUCCAACAAAGUUGUGUAUAUCUAAAGAAAUAAAACGGCAUGUUCUCAAGAUUAGAUGCUUUCGGAACUAUAUGGAGCAAAAAGUAGCAAA
Messenger RNA from Lineus longissimus, 2687 nucleotides. Its product is annotated as cyclin-dependent kinase 5 activator 1-like. The transcript has a single exon. The record is from RefSeq and is a predicted model, not a curated record. Gene Ontology annotation, molecular function: cyclin-dependent protein serine/threonine kinase activator activity; protein kinase binding. Gene Ontology annotation, biological process: axon guidance. Gene Ontology annotation, cellular component: protein kinase 5 complex; growth cone; cytoplasm. Lineage: Eukaryota; Metazoa; Nemertea; Pilidiophora; Heteronemertea; Lineidae. The coding region runs from base 271 to 1125 and encodes 284 amino acids.